Molecule: messenger RNA, 678 nt
Organism: Heterostelium album PN500
Lineage: Eukaryota; Evosea; Eumycetozoa; Acytosteliales; Acytosteliaceae
Exons: 3
Coding region: 1-678 (225 amino acids)
Source: RefSeq, a predicted model, not a curated record
AUGCCACAGUUUUCAAAUUUUAAAUCAAAUAAAUAUACAUCGAUCACCAUAUUAAUGUUGAUAGGCAUAUUGGCAUUGGUGAUUGCGGCAUGCGUAACUGGAUGGUACCGUGUAAAUCAACAGGUGGGCACUGGACGUUUUGCAAACUACUAUUUCUAUCCUACUCAGAUAAAGAGUACCAUUGUACAAGAUGGCAAUGAAGUAUCGGCUAUCGAUUUCGAUUGGGGAUCAAGAGAAUUAACAAAUUCACAUCAGAUUAUUAAUGCUUGUGUUGCAAUGGCAGCUAUUUCAUGGCUGGUCUAUUUGGCUACAACGAUUUUAGCGGUGUUGGUACAGAUUGAAGUUGUUCAGCAAAUUGGAAGUAUAAGUGCAUGGUUGUUGGUGAAGAUCAUGAUUAUCAUUGGAACUGUAUUGCUUUUGGUAUCAGUUGGUAUUCUCGGUGGAUUCACACCGGCAAUGCGAAAGGACAUCAACAACGCCAACACAGUCACCGACGUAUUCACUCCUUGUGUUGAUACAUGUGAAUUCCACUGGGCUGGUUCAAACAAUGAAGUAAAAUAUGGACCAUAUACAGGAUGGAUUAUUGCAAUCGUUACAUUCUUUUUUAGUGUUGCAGCAAGUAUAUUCCCAUGGUUCUUGAAAGAUACUGGAUUCGGUACACCCUCAGCAACAGCUUAA